Pangasianodon hypophthalmus (striped catfish) is the source of this 4478-nucleotide messenger RNA. RefSeq names its product docking protein 3. Gene Ontology annotation, biological process: cell surface receptor protein tyrosine kinase signaling pathway; positive regulation of MAPK cascade. Gene Ontology annotation, cellular component: cytoplasm. The transcript has 5 exons. Lineage: Eukaryota; Metazoa; Chordata; Actinopteri; Siluriformes; Pangasiidae. The coding region runs from base 649 to 2280 and encodes 543 amino acids. The record is from RefSeq and is a predicted model, not a curated record.
CAAGUAAAGGAUGGGGGUGCCACGGCUUUCAUAUUGUACCACCAUUUUCAUAUUGAUCAUCAUUGAGAUAAAGAGAAAAGACAGAAGACGAAAGACAGAAGACGAAAGACAGAAGACGAAAGACAGAAGUUGUUUAGAUGAGGUAUUUGCAUAUCAACCCAAUUUUGGUUCUGUUUCGCAAGCAUGAAGAGCGACAGUUCAUGUUUUAUGUUUACACACACACACACACACACACACACACACACACAUGCACACCCACUCAUCUAACUACAAACACUUAUUUUUAGAUACUCAACCCACAGGAAGUGAAUUUAACAAGGUCACACACACACACACACACACACACAUAUGCACACACAGACACACAUGAAGUAUUAUAUGUAUUUUCACACUCACACACCAUAGCCACAAACUUCUGCAAACCAGUUCAUCAGAAAAAAAAAAAAAAAAAAGAGGAACACGACAAAAGGAAUGAAGACACAGAAGCCAAAAGAAGACAUUGCCGGAGAGAAGAAGACAAACAAAGUCAGACAAAGUGAGAGAGAGGAAACAUAAAUAGAAGAGGAAAGACAGAUACGAUAGAGAGAUAAAAGCAGAGAGCGAGAAACAGAAAAAGACAGGAAGACGCAGAGACUGUUGGACUGAUGAAUGAUGGAGGGAGAAGUCAGAAAGAAAGGGAUGCUCUAUCAACAGCAGCAGCGCUUUGGCAAGAAAUGGAAGAAGGUAUGGGCUGAAGCCGUAGCCAACAGCACACACAGCCUCUCCUGUCUGGAGCUCUUCGAGUUCAGCAAGUCCUCAUUGAAGGAGAAUAAAAAACGUGCCGAGGGUAAGAAGGUGAUCGUGAUGAGAGACUGCAUCAAGAUAACAGAGAGAGAAGCUGAGGGAUGUCCAAAAGAAUGCAGCACCUUCCUGCUUGAAACUGCAGACAGGACAUACACAUUCGCCUCUCCAACCUCAGAGCUACAGAGUUGGAUCAAGGAGCUGUGCAAUCUGGCAUUUCCUUUGAAUCAGGCUGAGUGUAGAUCACAGAAGCAGGAUCAUCCUCAACCUGUAGAGAUGCAGGAGAACACUCUUUAUGGGACCACUGAGAGUGUUCGGGAUUUCCUGGUAAUUGCUGUGUCGACGGAGGCAACAUUACGCUGUAAGCUGUAUGGAGAAUACUUUCUCACACCACAACAUGACUCGUUACUCCUAAAGAACCACAAAACAAAGCAGGUUCUCCUCACAUGGCCUUAUCGCUUCGUCAGGAAAUUUGGUCAAGACAUGCUGUCUUUUAACUUCGAAGCAGGUCGCAGGUGUGAGUCUGGCGAAGGCUACUUUGAAUUCGCCACGAGUCAUAGUGAUCGUCUCUUCACAAUCAUCAGUGAUGCUCUCAAGAAACUUCCAAAGAUGGAAACAUCCGGAACAAGACCCAAAGAGCAGCAGAUUCCCCAGAAUUCCCAGCAAUCCCACACACCUCCGGCACAGACGAAGCAUCCGAAGAAAAAACUGACCACAAGCUUUUCGCUGAACUCCAUCAACUUGAGUGAUAUUCCCAGCAAAGACAGCCAAGUGAAGAGCAUCGACAGCACUCCUCCUCUCUCGAGUAACGUCCAAGAUCCAGUUUAUGCUAUGAUUACCAGACCAAAAUUACACAUGAAGAGCACCAAGGAUUACCAACAGUUUGGCCCACUUCCUGAUUUUGUCACCCUCUCUGAGGACAUUUCCGGUGUCCUAGAAGAGGAAGAUCAGAUGAACCCAGAGCAAUUAGCCAUCCAUACUAAAUUUAAGGACUACGAAGAUGAAACAGUCUACUCAGAAGUGAAAAAUUUUGAUGAUUAUGGGAGCAAGAAUGAAACUGUUGACAACACAGUAGACGCGUAUUUCUACGAACCUCAAUCCCACAAUCUAACUGUCUGCUCAGACCUCAAAGACUCUCGUGCUGUAGGUUUCAACAAAGACUAUAAGAACCAACAAUUUGUUCCACAGUCUAAUUUCCUAAAGCUUUCUAAGGACAUAUCCUGCAUCAAAGGCGAAGAAGAGCAGCUGGACAUGUCAAUGGAGCGGUUAGCCAUCCAUCAUACACCUAAUGUCUAUGGAGCAGAAGGCAUGUACUCACAAGGAACGGAUUGUUAUGAUGAUUAUGGGAACAAUGAGGAAUUUGUGGACAAUGUAGAAGAUCUUGAAUAUUUCUACCCACCUCCUGCAUCUGACACACACUUCAGAAAUAGCCCCUCCAACCUUGAGGACUCUCAAGCUGACGGAUUUUCCACCUAUGAUAAUUUACCCAAAAGACUAUAAUCUACUCUGCGAUUGUUUUGUGUUGGUCCUUUAAAAAUUCUAUAAAUUUUUAUGCAUUUUCUAUGUCUACAGACAAGUGAUAAAACUGCCCCCCACAGCAUAACAGAUCCAUUGAACCCCCUACUGUAGGACUCAAACAUUCAGGCCUGAACUGUUCUGUUGGUCUGUGUGACAGAUUCACUCAUCCACUUGUCAAGAAUAUGGCAAAAGAUGUCUUAUGUGACCAUAUCACUUUCACAUCUCUGUAGACCCAGGACUGUGGUUUUAAAGUUCCACUAAAGAACACUGAAAACUAAUUUGCUGUAGAGUGCUUUUUUUUCACCUCUAGAACUUUGAGAUGGUUGGCUCUAGAUCCCUGAUGAUCAAAUUAGCAAUCAGAGUUCUGGCGAGUGCUAUUCAGCAUCGAUUAUUGACUUCACAACCUUCGUCAUUGGUUACACUGAUGAUGACUGAAGAUCAGUUCCAUCUCUAAAGCCAUGAUGAUCCCCACCAGAGGCCUGGUCUAUUGAUGGUGGCAGAGUGCUGGUGAUCUCCUUUUCUUGACUUCUUCUUGACUGACUCUUGAUUUGUGACGAUGGAUUCCAGAGUCUUGGUUAUUGCCCACACAGCCCUGAUGAUCAUCUCCAAGUCUUUGAUGAUUGGUUACAUGUCCAGAUCCUCAGUGACGGGCUGGAGAGUUAAUGGUGGGAUUAAUGAUGAUUGCUCCAAAGCUCUGAUGAUUGGCUCCAGAACACUGACAAUCUGUUCCAGACCACUGACAAGUGACAUGGCAGUAGCGGCCUAAUGAUUGACUCUAGAACCCUGUGCAUCGAUCACAGAGUUUUCAUAAUCACUUUGUGAGCCCUAAUGAUGGGCUCCAGAGUGCUGAUCAUUGGCACUACAGAACCUUGAUCAUCAGUUACAGUGCAUUCUAGAUAAUCAGGUUUCGAUAAUGAGUUUUGAUGCUCAUUUCCAGAUCCAUAAUGAACCAGACAAUUGAUUAUUGACUACACUGAUCAGCAAUUCCAGAACACUGAUGAUCAAAACUAAGGGGCUGAGGAUCAAAUCCAGAGUUUUGAAGAUCAUCUCCAGAUCCAUGAUGAUUAGUUUCAGAGUGUUGGUAAUUUGCCUGAUAGAUUAGACUGGCAGUGGAGUGAUAAUAAUUGAGCUGAAAACAGGACACAUUACAAGUUCAGAUUUGUGCACAAUAAUUUCAAAACAAUUUGGAAGUGUACUCAUAUAUAUGGUUUAUCAUCAUCAUUUCUCUUCUCACUAUUAAGUCAUGUAACAACUUUGGCUCAUUGUUUCAUCUUUAUCACAUUCCAACUAAUGUACAUGUGAGGGGCUUUUUAUCAGGUAGUUUCUCUGUUCCGUAGCUAGUUUAAACAAUAAAAAAAAUCAGGUAUAAGGUUGAUCUGUUGAUCUUUUCUAAAAUGAAAAUAUCAACCUUGCCAUUUUUAAAAGGCCUAAGAGUUUGCUUUCAGAAUAUUAACAUGCACUUUAUUGUGCAACCUGUAGAGGGCAAUAUCUCUCUCCUGAUGCAUUAUGGAGCAAUAAGUUGUGAAGUAAUUCUGAAUACUGAAUGGUGCAUUUAGGGACUAAAUUACCGAAGAAUGAUGCAUUAGACACGAUUCAGCAGAGACACAGACCACGCAGAGUGGCUGUUAUUUUUGUGAGUUGCUCAUAAAUGGCACUUUCCAAUAGUAAUAAAAUAUAUAAAAGGUAUGAUUUGGUUACUCAUGUAUAUAUAACAUACAUAAAUUCUAUUUGAACAAGGUUGAGGUUCUUAUUUCAGUAUAAGCUGCUGUAUAUCAUAAAAACAAAUCAAAUUAUUAUAAUGCAGGCUUUUAUGGUAGCACCAGCAUAUUUACACAAUGUAUUUUGCAAGAUACAAAAAGCAAAAGCGUAGGAUAAAGACAGUAAGUAAGUAGAAGAAGAGAUACAGCAGGUGUAUAUUUAUACAGGACUGUUCCAAUGACAGAUUUGAGUGUUUAAAUGCUCUUGACACCAGUUACACUGGGUAUGGAGACUGCAUCAUAUACUGAGUUGACUUUACUGUUAUUUUAACGUAUAGUAUUUCCUAAUGCAAAGUUGUAAAAUCCCAAAACCCAAAUAUGGAAGUGGGUUUAAAGCAUUUUCUAUUUGAGUAUUAACUCUGUAAAAUGAUGUACAGUACCAGGAACUGUAUUGCAAUUAAAAUAAGAGAAGCCCUUGUUAUA